This is a messenger RNA of Pseudogymnoascus destructans, 3573 nucleotides long. RefSeq lists its product as uncharacterized. The record is from RefSeq and is a predicted model, not a curated record. Gene Ontology annotation, cellular component: nuclear pore outer ring. The transcript is spliced from 2 exons. Bases 143 to 3376 code for a protein of 1077 amino acids. Lineage: Eukaryota; Fungi; Ascomycota; Leotiomycetes; Thelebolales; Thelebolaceae. Gene Ontology annotation, biological process: mRNA export from nucleus; positive regulation of DNA-templated transcription; protein import into nucleus. Gene Ontology annotation, molecular function: structural constituent of nuclear pore.
CAGCGUUGUAAACAAACGAAGCAACGCAAACUCCAAUAAUCCAACCCACAACACACAGGAAUAGCUCGCAAGCGAAAUAUACUGCAUACCUUUCAGAUAUUGGCGUAGCUAAGGGUCAUCGAGCGCCCGUUGCUUUUGCGCCAUGCCUUCUUUCCGAGUGCCAGAUUCAUAUUCUUCCAGCCCGCAGCCUUCAACACCAGAGAGGCGAAGGGAUGGCGCAUUUAAUCCCUUUGGCGCCUCGAACCCUUCGACAACACCAGCUGGUCCUCCUCCCCCGUCGUCAGCAGGCUCCUUCACGCCAGUCGGUCCACCGCCUUCAAGCAUGCUAGGGAGCUCUAGACUCGAUUUUGGCGACAGCAACCAGCCCCUACAACCUCUCAAUUUUGGCAGAUCACCUGGUCCUCCUCAAUUUGAUAGCCCCGAACCAUUACCCGCAUUCAGCUCGUUUGGACAAGCUGCUGGGAACAAAAGAUCUGGUCUUAGCAACGAAUUCAGUGCUUCUGACCUUGGGAUCGACCAAGACGCUGAAUACACCUAUGACGAAAGAAACAAUGCAUCUGAAUAUCAACUUGACGAAGGGGGCGAUUAUUCAAUAGACGAUAUCUCGCGUAUGGCUGAUGAAAUGGACGAAGACCGCUAUGGAAACGAGCAAGACCUGCUUGGGUUCGACAAUUCGUUUGCGGGAUAUGGGGCCAGGAAUACCGGUUUUGGGCAGACCGGCUUUCGAUCAUCCGGAUCUUUAGGGGGAGGCCCAAGCGACGAAAUAGCAGACCUCCGCAGGUCCAUUGAAGAUUCUGGGCCGAACGGUCCUGAGCAUUUCACGUUCGCACGCAUAGCAAAGGUUUUCUAUUCUCAAAUGGAUCCGCCUGAAAUCCAAGAAGGAGACGAUCUUGUUCUGAAAUCGGAGGCCCUCAUUGCGCGACUAUAUCGAGAAGGAAUCAGAAGAAAUGAGGAUGAACAAGCGCACACUGAGGUGACUACGAUUAUUCCCACCGAUAUUUUGAAAUUGUGGGAUGAUUACAACGAGCGAACAAAAUCUCACAAGGCAUCAGAAUAUCCAACUGCAAUUGGACCUGGCCGAGGAGCAAAAGGUUUUGCCUAUGCUUACUUUUUGAGCACCGUUCUCUUGAGUCUACAUAAUCCCUCGGAGGCAGAGGGUAAGCAAACACUGAAAUCGGUCCCGCAAGUAUUGCUGGAAUGGAUGGGCGAGCACCAUGAUCCGUACCCAAAUCAGCUCUCGGUCAUUUUAGGUUCAAGGCCUAGCCCUACCCAUAACCGCUUGUUUUGGAAUACAGUGGUUAAUAGCCUUCUCCGAGGCCGUGUUGGCGGGGUAGUGAAUGCCCUGCAAACCGCAGGAUGGGAACAUGCACGACAAGCUGUUGCCGAUGUUAGGAACCCUGAUUCGGGUGGGUACAGUGGCAGAGCCUUGAUCAAUGUUGAAAAGGUCACAGGAGACAUGCUUGAAGUACUGUACCACUGCCCUGGAAUACGAGAAGAUUGGGAGACCACAAAUAGCGAGUGGACAUUGUUCCGCCUAAAGGCCAGUCAGGGAUUGGAGAAUCUCAGGAGAUUUGCGGAAGGGAAAGACCAACCGGAAGAAGAGGAACCACCCGCAUUUGAAGCUUCAAAUUUCGGAAUGUAUUCCAUGGCAAAAUCAUACACCGGAGCUGCUAGAAAGGCAGAGAGUCGAGUACCUUGGGAGGUUUAUCAAAAUCUCACAUCCAUGUACAAUCUCAUGCUUGGAGAUGUCACCUCGAUCGUUGAAAAUGCUCAAGAUUGGUGUGAGGCUACAGUUGGUCUCAUGAUCUGGUGGAGCCAACCUCAGAAUGACCGUCGUGGUGCCCUUGGUCGUUCACACAGAAAACAGACCAAGGCACAUUCCCCUUUAAGACAAUUAACAGAAGCGUUCAACCUCGCGACUUCUGAUUCUACAGACUUCCAUGUCAAUACUGCAGAUAUGAUCGAGGUAGGAUUAGCAGCUAUAUUCGAAUCCGACGUUGAAUCCGCGUUUGGAAUCCUUGGGUCACUAUCGUCCCCGGUUUCCUCAGCACUUGUCGAAGUUGCCUCUGUUACAGGUUGGCUACCGUCCACUGCAGCCCAGAACCGCGUUGGCAUGAGCGAUAGCCUUGAUCAGGAUGAUAUGGACCUUCUUGGGCUUAACCAGCUACCACCGCAACAAUCUGAAGAUACCAAAACCAAAAUUCUGGUUGCUUAUGCCGAAGCUCUCUACGAGCAAAGUCGGACUUUAGAAUAUACGGAUAAUAACAAGCCUAGGGUUGCCCGUGAAAGCUGGGAGGUUGCUAUCGAGGUCCUUGCAAGAUUGGACUCUGCUGAGCGCUCUGAAAAAGAGGUUGGUCGCCUGAUUGGAGAUUUGCCGCUCGAGGAUGGCCCUACUGUCGACAAGCUCUGGAGACUCCUCAACGACAUUGGAAUGACCGUCCAUUCCGAGAAUGUGGCCGAGGAAUACGCCAACUCUCUCAGUGACCAUACGCACAAAUAUGGUGAAGCUAUCUGGUAUUAUUCCUUGGCGCACAAGCAGAACAAGGUCAAGGAUGUCCUCGACCUGCUUAUUUCACUUUCACUACUUCACUCCGUGGCUUAUCCACCGGAAAACGAACUAGACGAUCACUUGCAACGCCUCAUCUCCUCGCCAAAGGCCGCCUUAACCGAGAUAUCGCGACUCGACUAUGAGGCUGCAAAACUAAUCCACACGAUGCUGAGCGGUUAUGCAACGCUUCGACAAUUCUACACUCUUCGUGAUGAAGAAGUUCGCAGCUCUAGCGGACAAAUCAAGCCGCUGGCACUUUCUACGAAGUCACAGGCUGCAUCAGCCCUCAUCGCCGUUAUAACCAGCUCAGACGACAACAUCAGAGGUGGACUGUACGACGAAGAACGUGGCGCCGUUGUUAGUGUCGAUUUCUUACUUGCUUUACUCGGAGAAUCCAUGGUCUUCGUCAACCAGAAAGAGCGCCUCAUCACCUCUUCUCAAAUCGAUUCUCUCUUGAAGGCAAUCGAAGAUCUGCAGACUGUUUCUGAACGUGUAUAUUCAGCAUGCGACGAGUUCUUCCAGACCGUUGUUGCCUCGACCCAAGGGAUGAAAGGGUCCACUCCCAUGGAUCUACUGAAAAAAUCCACUUCUUCAAUGAGUGGCACAAGCAGCUUCUCUAUGGUCGGUAGUUCCAUGAUUGCUUCUCAACUACAGAAAUCCAUUGGAGGUAGCGGUGUUUUGGUGAAGGAGAACUUGCAUAGGGGGUGGGAUUGGCGAAAGGGUCUCACAGCAGGGAUGACGAGUGGAGAUGUAUUAAUGAUAUUGAGAUAUGGGCUGGCGAAGGAGUUGGCAAGAUCAUGUAUUUUGGAUGCCGAUGGCCAGAUAUGAGAGCUGUAGUGUCCAGACGGAUUAAGGGUGAGUAUGCAUGGAUGGGCUGGCGUUGACUUUUGGGGACAGCACGGGAAAUGGUAUGCGGGAGUUAAAACGCGGCUCACGGGCCGAGACCUCGAAUUAGUAGCAUGUACAUCACAGCUAAAAAGCUAUUUAGUUGAAAUUCCUCCUUUUAAUAGAAGCUCUAUUGCGCU